ACCUCACCAACCAACCAAACUAUUCACUACAACCACCACCACCAAAGCCCCUCGAGGGAACCACGAAAAGCAUGCUAAACCGCACCCUACCAGAACUCCUCUUCAUAAGAACUUGCAUAGCAUCCUUACGAUCCAUCCCCCCGGUCAGCACCCUCUAUACCAUCUCUCGAUUCACCAUUCUACCAUCCAACUUCCGUUUGCCAAUAGCACUAGAGGUAUACCUGUUUGCGGAAGCACUAUUCUUCACAGCGGUGUACAUCCCUCGGAAACUAAUAUUACAAAAACCAGCGCAACACCCCCCGCUCUCCCCGCGCUCUAACCGACAGGCUCUGUUCGAGAAAUGCAUUGACAAGACGCCAGAUGUGAACGCGUACCUUUCCGGCUGGUUCCAUGGCGCCGCCGUGGAAACAAUUAAGCGGGAGAACGUGAGGGAGUUUCUCUCUUGGGCCUUCUUAAACGAGUCGUGGAGCGGAGGGACGGAGGAGUUUGCGGAGUUGGAGGAGUAUGUCUGUCUCCUUGAAAGGAGGCUUGGAAGGGAACUCGAGAGGGGGUAUAAUAAGAGGGUGAAGUGCGUUAGGUUAACGGUUGAUGGAACGGUCAUGGAGUAUAGGAGUUUGCUCUGGUAUUCUGUUGUUUUUAUCGUAGAUUUAACAACUUGCAUACGCUUCCGCCUGCACUCUUUCAACCAUUUCGCCCCAAGAGCCUGGUUCCGUAUCAUCCCACCACGCCCACACACAACCUUCUCCUCCCUCUCAUCUGCGCGACACAUCUCAUACUGGCACCGUCCACAUACCCAUCCCACCAAGCUCCCCAUCGUCUUCCUCCAUGGCAUCGGCAUAGGACUAUACCCUUACAUACCCUUCCUGCACGACCUCGCAACUCUAGAUCCAGAAGUCGGCAUUUUAGUCUUAGAACUCAUGCCGAUAAGUUUCCGCUUCUCGCACACCCCACUAUCCAGGCCUGCCUUCACGGAGGAAUUCACGUCCAUACUGGCGCAGCAUGACAUCCGAAACUUUAUGCUGAUCUCGCACUCCUAUGGGACCGUGUUAUCAACCUGGUUACUACAUUCCGAGCACCUAUCUCCAAGGAUCUCAUCCCUAAUGCUUAUGGAUCCGGUGACCAUCUUACUACACCACCCCUCCGUAGCGUACAACUUCGUCCACCGCGCUCCAAGCACAGCGAAUGAAUGGCAGCUGCAAUACUUCGCCUCCAGAGAUCCGGACGUGGCGCAUUCGCUCUCCCGCCACUUCUUCUGGGCAGAGAACAUCCUCUGGAAGGAAGAGCUCGCAGGGAGAAAAGUUGGCGUCGUGAUCAGUGGGAACGACCUGAUUGUUGAUGCUCCUGAGUGCUGGAGGUACCUUACCGGCCGGGAUAGAGUGAAAAAUGAGGAUAGGAAUGUGGUUUGGACUGAUGGGGAGGGGGGUUUGACCGUGAUUUGGUGUGAAGACCUGGACCAUGCGCAGGUUUUCGAUACGCAGGUGAGCAGGAGGCUUGUUGUUACGCUUGUUAAGGAGUUUGUUGGGGAUGAAUAAAGGGGUGGGGGGGUAUUAUAUAAUACUACGGUGCGGAUACCCUUUGUAGAAAUUCAACACUACCCGACUGUUCAUUUUCGGAUGAACAAAGUACCGUACUAGCA
This is a messenger RNA of Tuber melanosporum (Perigord truffle), 1636 nucleotides long. RefSeq lists its product as uncharacterized. Bases 72 to 1532 code for a protein of 486 amino acids. The transcript has 3 exons. NCBI's taxonomy places the organism in Eukaryota, Fungi, Ascomycota, Pezizomycetes, Pezizales, Tuberaceae. The record is from RefSeq and is a predicted model, not a curated record.